CACACACACACACCGACGGACUCCAAGAAAAGAUUACUCAUAUACCUACCUCUCUCUUCUACAUUCCUAACUCUCCCUUCUCCUUUUCCUUUCAUGGCUGGAAUACUAGUGAAACGUUUGUUUUUCUUUGUAUCAGUAUGUCUUGCUGUCAAUCUAGCCUUAUGUACUAGUAACAACAUCCCAAACACAAAGAAAACUUACAUCAUCCAAAUGGAUAAAUGGUCAAAGCCAGAUGUAUUCAUUGACCAUACGAAAUGGUACUCAUCACUAGUAAAAUCAGUACUAGCAUCUACACCAGAAAAAGAAAGUACAAGGGACGAAGAAGAGAGGUUACUUUAUACCUACCAGACUGCUUUUCAUGGAGUUGCUGCUCAGCUCAGUGAACAAGAAGUGACAAAAUUACAAGAACAACAUGGGGUUUUAGCUGUUUUUCCUGAAACUAAGUAUCAGUUGCAUACCACUAGAAGUCCACUGUUUCUUGGCCUUGAACGUGAAGAUGGCACAAAGUUAUGGUCAACUAGAUUAUCAGACCAUAAUGUAAUUGUGGGUGUGCUUGACACAGGAAUAUGGCCGGAAAGCCCAAGCUUUAACGAUACUGGAAUAACAGGUGUUCCAGCUCACUGGAAAGGUGCAUGUGAAACGGGGCGUGGUUUUGAAAAACAUCACUGCAGUAACAAAAUUGUUGGUGCUAGAGUUUUUUACCGUGGGUAUGAAGCAGCUUCUGGUAAAAUAAACGAACGUGAUGAGUUCAAAUCAGCACGCGAUCAAGACGGUCAUGGAACUCAUACAGCCGGAACUGUUGCUGGUUCUGUAGUUCGUGGUGCUAAUCUUUUGGGCUAUGCUUAUGGUACUGCAAGAGGAAUGGCACCUGCUGCUAGAGUUGCAGCUUACAAGGUGUGUUGGGUGGGUGGUUGUUUCAGCUCAGAUAUACUUUCUGCAGUUGAUCAAGCUGUUGCUGAUGGAGUAAAUGUACUGUCCAUCUCUUUAGGUGGUGGAGUUUCGUCUUAUAAUCGUGACAGUUUGUCAAUUGCAGCUUUUGGGGCUAUGGAGAAAGGGGUGUUUGUUUCAUGUUCAGCCGGAAAUGGUGGACCUGAUCCAAUUAGUCUUACAAAUGUGUCACCAUGGAUCACUACAGUAGGAGCUAGUACUAUGGACAGAGAUUUUCCAGCAACUGUUAAGCUUGGGACUGGGAAAAUUGUGACGGGAGCUUCACUUUAUAAAGGUAGGAAGAAUCUUUCAGCACAACAGCAGUAUCCUUUAAUUUAUUUAGGAAAUAAUUCGAGUAGUCCUAUGCCGGGUUCAUUGUGCUUAGAGGGUACUUUAGAUGGUGCUGCUGUUGCUGGGAAAAUUGUGAUAUGUGAUAGGGGAAUUAGUCCUCGAGUUCAAAAAGGACAAGUGGUUAAAGAAGCUGGAGGAGUAGGAAUGAUUUUGACAAACACUGCAGCUAAUGGGGGGGAGUUGGUUGCAGAUAGUCACCUUCUUCCUGCAGUAGCUGUUGGUGAAAUGGCAGGAAGAGCAAUCAAGCAUUACGCUUCGGCUCGAAAUGCCACUGCCACUUUGAGAUUUCUUGGGACUAAAUUAGGUAUCAGGCCUUCUCCAGUAGUUGCAGCAUUUUCUUCUAGAGGACCUAAUUUCCUCACUCUGGAGAUUCUUAAGCCUGAUAUGGUGGCACCAGGAGUUAAUAUCCUUGCAGCUUGGACUGGUGCUUUAGGUCCAUCUAGUUUGCCUAUCGAUCAACGAAGGACGAAUUUCAACAUAUUGUCUGGAACUUCAAUGUCAUGUCCACAUGUUAGUGGCAUUGCUGCUUUGCUUAAGGCUAGGCAUCCAGAUUGGAGUCCAGCAGCAAUUAAAUCUGCGCUUAUGACAACUGCUUAUGUUCAUGAUAACACUUAUAAGUCUCUUAAAGAUGCCUCGUCCGCUACUCCUUCUACCCCAUAUGAUCAUGGUGCAGGACACAUCAAUCCACGGAAAGCUGUUGACCCUGGUCUGAUUUAUGACAUAGGUGCACAGGAUUACUUCGAGUUCCUGUGCACGCAAGAGCUCAGCCCUUCACAGCUAAUGGUUUUUGGGAAGUUCGCAAACAGAACUUGCCACCAUUCGCUUGCCAAUCCAGGCGACUUGAACUACCCAGCUAUAUCUGCAGUUUUUCCUGAAGACUCAAAAGCUUCAGUGCUGACACUUCACAGAACAGUCACCAAUGUGGGCUCUCCCGUCUCAAGUUAUCAUGUUAGAGUCUCAUCGUUCAAAGGGGCAGUUGUGAAGGUUGAGCCAGCACAAUUGAAUUUCACCAGCAAACAUCAGAAACUGUCUUACAAGGUGAUUUUCGAAACAAAAUCUCGUCAAAAAGCACCUGAAUUUGGAUCACUGGUAUGGAAAGAUGGAAGACAUAAAGUAAGAAGCCCGAUUGUGGUCACAUGGCUAGCAUCACUAUAGUUCAGCUAGCCAAAUCUCAACCAGCACUUUGUUCGCGGAGGGUAAUAAAAAACAUGUUGAGGCAAGUCAAUAUGCUUCAGCAGUGUUGUUUUUACUGGAAUUUCUUUUGUUCAUUUCUAUCUAUAUUGUCAAAUUACUUGUAGAACUAUCGAUAUGAUGAAUUUGGCAAUACGAGUCCAGAAAAAGUUAGUUUCAA
Molecule: messenger RNA, 2629 nt
Organism: Lycium barbarum (goji berry)
Lineage: Eukaryota; Viridiplantae; Streptophyta; Magnoliopsida; Solanales; Solanaceae
Product: subtilisin-like protease SBT1.3
Exons: 1
Coding region: 94-2433 (779 amino acids)
Biological process (GO): proteolysis
Molecular function (GO): serine-type endopeptidase activity
Source: RefSeq, a predicted model, not a curated record